AUGGCUCCCAUCAAGAGCAAGGCCUUCAUCAAUGUUGACCUGGGCGAAGCCUACGGCAACUUUAAAUGUGGACCGGAUGAUGAGCUGUUCCCCCUAAUUGACCAGGCCAAUGUGGCGUGUGGAUUCCAAGACCCCGUGGUCAUGGCUCGGACCGUCCGAGCCUGCAAGGAACACAACAUCGCAACAGGCGCCCACCCCGGCCUACCAGACAUCCACGGAUUCGGCCGACGGGAGCUGGUCCUGACAGCGGAGGAGCACACGGCCAAUAUCGUAUACCAGGUCGGGGCACUGAAAGCCUUUUUGGAGCGGGAAGGCAUGGAGUUGCACCACGUGAAGCCCCACGGCAUGCUGUACGGCCUCUGCUGCAGAGACAUUGAGAUUGCACGAGCGGUGAUGGCUGGUAUCCCGCGCGGCGUUCCUGUCAUUGGAUUGCCAGGGACGCACAUGGAGACGGCGGCUCGUGAAGCGGGGUUGCCGUUCUGGGCGGAGUUUUUCGCGGAUGUGAGGUAUAACAACGAGGGGACUUUGGUUAUCGAGCGGAAGAGGCUGCCGUGGGUGAUGGAUGAUGUCAAAAAGCAUGUCACACAGCAGGUAGAGGAUGGUAGUGUGACGAGUGUGGAGGGGAAGGUUGUGUCAUUUGAUUUGAAGGACAACCCGGUGACGAUAUGCUGCCACUCCGAUAGUCCUGAUAGUGUGGGAAUCGUCAAGGCGACUCGAGAGGUAGUGGACCGGUUUAACUCCACGAUGGGAUAUUCGUAG
Messenger RNA from Aspergillus candidus, 759 nucleotides. RefSeq names its product lactam utilization protein lamb. The coding region runs from base 1 to 759 and encodes 252 amino acids. Gene Ontology annotation, biological process: carbohydrate metabolic process. The transcript has 2 exons. Lineage: Eukaryota; Fungi; Ascomycota; Eurotiomycetes; Eurotiales; Aspergillaceae. The record is from RefSeq and is a predicted model, not a curated record.